This is a messenger RNA of Lagopus muta (rock ptarmigan), 6610 nucleotides long. It is a transcript of the gene MCF2L, whose product is annotated as MCF.2 cell line derived transforming sequence like. Gene Ontology annotation, biological process: intracellular signal transduction; positive regulation of Rho protein signal transduction. Gene Ontology annotation, cellular component: extrinsic component of membrane; cytoplasm. The record is from RefSeq and is a predicted model, not a curated record. Gene Ontology annotation, molecular function: protein binding; guanyl-nucleotide exchange factor activity. Bases 1036 to 4473 code for a protein of 1145 amino acids. NCBI's taxonomy places the organism in Eukaryota, Metazoa, Chordata, Aves, Galliformes, Phasianidae. The transcript has 30 exons.
CUGCUUGCAGAUUCUGGAGAUACGCUCAGCCUUUGAGCAACUCGCUUCUUGUGUCUGUAUGAAUUUAGAGAGAGAGAGAGGAGAUUGGUGAUAAGGGUCUGACUCAGGAUAAAUGAACAGAAGAGUAAUUUCUAAUCAACAACACUGUAUUGCCAAUGGUAUUUGCUUUUAAUUUGCUGGCAUAAGCGCAGUGCAGGCCCCUGAGGGAGACGGGAUGCUUCAGACCCAAAACUAGGAAGCACAGCGAGUGUCAGCAUGAAAUUCCUGCCCAUCUGAGUGCUGAUUUUGGAACCUGAGAGCAAGACUGUGUGAAAGACCUUCAGCUGCCCUUCUUCACUACAAACCUCAGCUCCCUGUGCAGCUACUGAACCUCUCCUCUCAGUAAUGAGAAGGAUGUGAAGACCCUGGCAGCAGGGCCAGUUGCUUUGGAUGAGAAGCGGCUUUGGAGCACUGAUGGGCUGGAUUCUUUGAGGAAGCUUUUCUUCAGCUGAAACCACUGUUGUUUUGGAUGAAACAUUGAAGACCAGACAGUUCUGUGCUUUUUUGAAGUUUCAUCUGGUAAUCCAACCUGCUUAUGUGAGAAGCUCUGCUUCCUUUAUUCAUACUGCUCGCACUGGAGACAAGAAAACAGGCUGUAAGCAGUAGCAAGAUGCCCCAUCUCUCUGCUGUGUGAAGUGUGCUAUAAACUGAGGAGAUCUUGCAUCUUUGUGUGGAAACUGUCCAGCAUUUUCUGUCCAAUAACUACAACUAAUUUUUCUCUUUUCUUUGUAGUAAAAAUGGGCAUGGGUUUCUGAGGAAAAGCACAUCUGAUACAAAAAAACUGAACUGCAUCUAUUUUCACUUCUUUAGAUCUGAGUCUUUUUUCAAUCUUUUUUUUUCUUUUUGUAGUGCUUGACUUUGACAAAGAAAUCUUCUGUUCCAUUGACAUUUACAAGCAAAAUCAGUGUUUCAGUGCAUCAGAAGUGUGCUUUUUUGAAGAGCUGAUUUUUAUUUCCUUCAGUGAAUAACUUGCUGAAGAUACGGAGAUACGCAUCCAUGUCUCAACGUCGGCUUUUAAAGGAUGGACAUGAAAGUCACUUUAGGAUCCUACCAAGAUUCAGCCAAAUCCUUCACAGUAGAAGGCACUCGCGAAAUCACACACGCCAAAUAUGCUCUGAUGAAAUCAUGCAUCAGGAUAUCAUCCCCCUCUAUGCAGCAGAUAUUCACGACCAGUUAAAGAAACAAUUUGCUUAUCUGUCAGGUGGAAGAGGGGGAGAUGGAUGCCCUGUUAUCACCUUUCCAGACUACCCAGCUUUCAGUGAGAUCCCUGAGAAGGAGUUCCAGAAUGUCCUGACCUACCUGACCAGCAUCCCGAGUUUACGAGAUGCUGGAAUCGGGUUUAUCCUUGUCAUAGACCGCAGACAGGACAAAUGGACUUCUGUGAAAGCUUCCAUACUGCGGAUAGCAGCAUCUUUCCCAGGGAACUUGCAACUCGUCCUUGUUCUGCGCCCAACAGGACUUUUUCAUCGAGCUCUCUCAGACAUUGCUUUCAAGUUCAACAAAGAUGAGUUUAAAAUGAAAGUACCUAUCAUAAUGCUGGGCUCAGUAUCAGAACUGCAGGGUUACAUUGAUAAAACACAAUUAACAGAAGAUCUUGGUGGCACCCUGGAUUACUGCCAUAACAGAUGGCUAUCCCGUCGCACUGCUAUAGAAGGUUUUGCCCAAAAGGUUAAGCAAACAGCUCAGAUUCUUCAGUCCUUUGGGACUGAACUGGCUGAAACAGAGCUACCAAAUGAUGUGCAGUCAACCAGCUCCCUUCUUGCAACGCAUACGGAAAAGAAGGACAAAAUGAAGGAAGAUAUAAGGUUAGCAGUAGAACAGGGAGACGAUAUCCUUGGAAGUAUUACAAAGCCAGUUACUGAGAACCCUGAAUACAAACUGAAUCAAGACCAACUAGACAAUCAAACUACAGUAGAAAGGCUUUUGGCUCAGUUACAUGAAACAGAGUCCGCCUUUGAUGAGUUUUGGAUUAAGCACCAGCAAAAACUUGAGCAGUGUCUGCACCUUCGGAAUUUUGAACAGAAUUUUAGAGAGGUUAAAGCAGCUUUGGAUAUUGUGUCCGAGAGACUGUCUGCUUUCACAGAUGUGGGAAACAGCUGCUCACAUGUGGAGCACAUUUUGAAAGAUCUCGUCAACUUUGAAGAAAAAUCCCGUGAAACUGUAGCAAAAGCCAGAAUGCUAGCUUCAGAGGGUGACGCUUUUAUUCAGAGCAAUCAUUAUGCUGUGGACUCCAUUAUUCCAAAAUGCAGCGAACUUCAUCAUCUCUGUGAUGCCUUCACUACUGAGAUGGAACAGAAGAGGAAUGUUCUUAAUAAAUCUCUAGAACUGCAUGGCUUACUGGAAAAGUCUAUGAAGUGGUGCGAUGAAGGAAUUUAUCUUCUGGCUUCACAGCCUGUAGAUAAGUGUCAGUCUCAGGAUGGUGCAGAAUCAGCGUUACUGGAGAUUGAGAAAUUCCUAGACACUGGUGCAGGCAAUAAAAUCAAGGAGUUGAAAAAAGUUUACAGAGAGUAUGCACACAUCCUCAAUGAGGACCUAAAGGAGCAUAUACAAAAGGUUUUCCAGAAGCAAGAAAGCAUGGAAGAAAUGUUUCAAAAGAGACAAGUAAGUCUUAAGAAAUUGGCAGCUAAGCAAACACGUCCUGUUCAGCCAGUUGCACCUAGACCCGAAGCCUUUGUAAAAUCUCCUUGUACCUCUCCAGGUCUUCAAAGAGAUUGUGUAUCCAACACAGAAAGCGGUGUGCUUCGGAAAGUAAACUACAGAAGAGGAAAGACUGAAACGAGUGAACUCCAUCAAAGCAGAGGAGGAUCUACAAUGGAUGAUGAAGAAAACCUAGCUGUGUUACGGCAGCAUGUAAUGAAUGAACUUAUUGAAACUGAACGAGCAUAUGUGGAAGAACUUCUCUGUGUUCUCGAGGGGUAUGCUGCAGAGAUGGACAACCCCUUAAUGGCUCACCUCAUUUCACCAGAGCUCCAAAACAAGAAGGAUAUUUUGUUUGGGAAUAUGGAAGAAAUUUAUCACUUUCACAACAGGAUAUUCUUGAGGGAACUAGAAAAUUACGUGGAAUACCCAGAACUGGUAGGACGGUGCUUUCUGGAUCAGAUGGAAGAUUUCCAGAUUUAUGAGAAAUACUGUCAAAACAAACCUCGAUCUGAAAGUUUGUGGAGGCAAUUUUCAGAUUCCGUAUUCUUUCAGGAAUGUCAAAGGAAACUUGAUCACAAGCUCAGUUUGGACUCAUACUUGCUGAAGCCAGUUCAAAGAAUAACCAAAUACCAAUUAUUGCUAAAGGAAAUGCUGAAGUACAGUAAGAACUGUGAAGGUGCUGAAGACCUCCAGGAGGCAUUAAAUUCUAUACUGGGUAUUCUCAAAGCAGUCAAUGAUUCUAUGCACCAGAUAGCCAUCACAGGCUAUGAUGGAAACCUGAAUGAGCUGGGCAAGCUUCUAAUGCAGGGAUCCUUCAACGUCUGGACUGAUCAUAAAAAGGGUCACUCAAAGGUGAAAGAUCUGGCACGCUUCAAGCCAAUGCAGCGGCACCUGUUCCUCCACGAGAAAGCAGUGCUGUUCUGUAAAAAGCGAGAAGAAAACGGAGAGGGAUAUGAGAAGGCACCUUCGUAUAGCUAUAAACACUCCUUAAAUAUGGCAGCAGUUGGAAUAACAGAAAAUGUCAAAGGUGAUGCAAAAAAAUUUGAAAUCUGGUAUAAUGCAAGGGAAGAAGUUUACAUCAUACAGGCACCAACUCCUGAAGUUAAAGCUACUUGGGUAAAUGAAAUCAGAAAAGUGCUGACUAGUCAACUGCAGGCAUGCAGAGAAGCCAGUCAGCAUAGGACACUUGAACACACUCAGAGUUUACCUCUACCAGCAUCAUCUUGUACAAGUCCUUCAAGGAACAACAUCAGAAACAUGAAAAAAAUGGAUGAGAGAAAAGCUGAUCUCACAGGUCUGGAAGGUUAUGUCACCACAGUAGCAUCAAAGUACCCUGAGAAAGGCAAAGGUUGGGCUAAAACAUCUCAUUCUCUUGAUGCAUCUGAAGAAAAUGAUGGCUGGUCCAGUGCUGAGGAGCCGCUGAAUUCAUCGGAUGCAGAAGAAGAAGCAGGAGGAGGUGGAGGGGGAAAUGAGAUGAAGCUGAUUCCUGGUAAAUACACGGUUGUGACUGAUUAUGAGAAAGGAGUUUCUGAAGAAUUUGCAGUGAAAAGUGGAGAUCUGGUUCAACUGAUUCGUGAAGGGGAGGAUGGACUUUGGUAUGUGAAGAAUCUGACCACUGGUAGAGAAGGCUGGAUCCCAGCAAACAAUCUGCUGAUGCUCAUAGGCAAUUCAAAAUCAGCUCAAUCCUUGAGCAGCUCUGAAUCAGGCACUGCUUCCAGCACUUUGAGCACGUCGUCAAGUUGCAGUGAUAGCUGCAAUGCCAGCAGCACCAGCUUCUCAGACAUUAAGGGCUAACAUCAUAUUUUCACCCCACCUCCACGGCAAGUGAAUCUGGAGUUUGAGCCCAAUAGCCAAAACUCAAGAUGGCCAUCAGAGAACUACCUGUUCUGAAUUGCUAGUUUUCAGUGUUUUCUCUGAUUUUUCAUAGAUUCUCACAGAAGAAGAUCCUGGUGAAAAGUGCAUGGAAUGUAAAGUUGUAAAUAAAAACUAAAUGGUUUGAAAUAGGGUAUUGUAGAAGCUUCUCCUCUGAAGUUUGAAGCUGCAGAGGUGUUGGCGUGAAACACAUUUUCCCACUGAUAUACAAUCAGGUUUCUGCAGAACUGUAUCAUUUCAUAACAUCCAGAAUCUGUGAGCAAACAGUGUGUUCAGUGCUAAAUCCUUGCUGUAAGAUAAUAACGUAGCAAUCACUGUACAGGAUAGAUAUGAGGAGAAUAAAUCAGAGUUUACAGUUUCUCCUCUCCAAAAUAGCUGUUCUCUCCAGAUGUACCUCAAUCAGUGCACUCAACUCCUAUAGCCACCAGGAAAUAAGCUUGGUGAGCCACUUCUCUGGGGUCCUCAGGAUACUCUUCUGCACCUUGGAGAUGGAUGCAGAAAUGACUGAUCCACUGACCAUAACAGCAUCAGAAGAGGAAAUCAAUUUAUCUUUUCCAACCUUUUGAUAAUUCAUGCAAUGGGAUAGCUGUUGUUUGAAAUAUUUUGGCCUCACAACCCAUGUCUUCACCAAGAUCUGUGUUUACAUAGCCUUGGCAAUUUAGUAGUAUCUUCUUCCUUACACAGAUGCACAAUGAAACACAAACAUUCUUAUUCACUAGAUCAUUUCUUAGUAAACUAAUUGCAUGGCUACCUUCAGCUCUAACAGCAUGCAGUUAUAGGCAAAGAAAACUGUGGUGAGUUCACUAUGGGCCAAAAGCACAUCUUCAGGCAUACCUAAAAGGGUGAGAAACCAGAUACUUUUAGUCAAAGGUGUUUGUUACAGACUUAUUCAAAGAGACAGAGAUGACAGUUUUUUAUAAAGUGGAACAUGGCUGAAAAACAAUCUUUAUUAGUGUCAGACUUGUCCUGUAGAGGAAUAUAAAUUUCUUAAAGGGAAGAUAGUGCUAAACUUUCUAUUUUUCAAGGUGUCAUGUAAGCCAAUGUUAGGAAUUUUCACCUUGUUUUUUCACCUUUGCGCUUUGUCCUUACAAACAGUACAGAAUUGUGUGCAUGUUCAAUAUGUAUUCAUUCCCCUGUGCCUUUCAAAUGUUCUUACUUAUGAAAGUAGGCUUUUACCUGAUUUGUAUACCAUAUUACUUAAAAGUAUUGUGGACUUUGUGAGCAAAAUUUUUCAAUGUCAAUUGAAACUACUAUUAAUUAUUGGACCCUCUCUCUGAUGGUUGAGCCCAGAAGUGUAUCUUUGUGCUGGAAAUUCAGAUACUAGAGCCUAUAGCUUAGGAAACUGAAGGAGAAGGAUUCUAAAUAAUGAUCUUGGUCCUGAGCUGCAAAAGCUACCCUACCCAAACACAAUCAAAGAGCAGCUGACUGUGGUCAGUACAAACUGAAACACAUGUAUACUCACACAUCUAUGCACGUAUGUAUGUGCAUGUAUGUGCCUGCGUAUGCAUGUGUGUGUAGAUAUGUAAAUGUGUAGAUAUUCUGUAUCAAUGUAAAGGAUGUAUUUAUAGUCUUCUUGCUGCUGAAUGUGUCACUUUACAAUUCAUACAUACUUAAGUUUCUGGCAGUACUGCCGUAUAAAUGCAGAUCAGGGUUUUUCUUCAGACAUCUUUUUCAACACAGACAUCCUCUGGUCUUCUUUUAAUUAUCCUGUAUGAUACUGUGCUGAUAAGGAAUAGUUAAGCUGAUAUUUAACAAUGAGAUGGCAGCAUGAAAUUCAGCUUACCUUCGUCUUUGUAAGUUAUUAUGUAAAUUCUGUAACAUAAUUUACCUAUGUAUUGCUGUCAUUGUUCAGAUAAGACUGUCAUUUCUCACUGCAGCUCAUUUGCGUUAUUUCAAUGGUUUUCUCUACAUCAUGGCACUUUAAUAGAACCCAUUUCCUUUUUGUAUUUUUUUUUUUUAACUGCUGUUGUGAUUUAGAAGUUCAAAGUCAGAGGUCUUUAUUGUAACUAUGAAAAUUUGAAUAAAUGUCAGCACUUCUUGCUGAAUGCCUUUAUAUAGA